Messenger RNA from Sungouiella intermedia, 3768 nucleotides. The record is from the annotation of a GenBank genome assembly. NCBI's taxonomy places the organism in Eukaryota, Fungi, Ascomycota, Pichiomycetes, Serinales, Metschnikowiaceae.
AUGUCUGAGAGUGACGACUACCGUGAUGAUCACGAGCUCGAUGAGUUCAUCGUCUCCGAUGAGGAGCCUGUUCUUGAACAGAACGACCAGCAAAAUGUGGACGAGCCUCCCCAAAUCGAUCGCAUGGAUAAUCUCACCUCCACAUUACGCGUGAAUGAAACAUAUACGAGCAAGGUUCUUCGUGCUCACAUAUCCGUACUAGUUUCAGCACUUGGAGGCCCCGAUCAUACUUCUUCUGAAGGUUUGUAUAAGUUGGGACACGAUGCUUUGGCGUGUUUAAAGGAUCUCAAACGAUGGAUCCGAAGCGUGGAUGAUCGUAAUGGCCUGGCUGAUGUAGCUCUUGCCUGUGCUGAAUGCGGUCUUGUGACCAAUGACUUAACAGUGAUCUUGUGUCAGUGGGAUCGGCCUCCCAAAGGUGUCAAAAAGACGAAAACUACUGAGAAAAUUAUGCUUGCAUGCUUGGAAUUGUUGGUUCUUCUUACCUGGCCGGUGGACGUCAACAGAAAGACGUUGUUCAAGGAUUAUACUGCUAAGACAAAUGCUAGGCGUGCACAGAUAACUUAUAAACAUCACAUUUUGUCCUACAAGGGAGGAAGAACCUUGAAGGCUGUCAUCAGGUUGGGACUAGAGGCACUUCAACUACCCAAGGACGAACGAGAGCCUCGCGACGUCAAUAUUCUCCGACUCAUCAUGUUUUUCAUUCGAAAUGUUCUCUUCAUAGAGCCACUUCCGCCUUCGAAGUCUCCAAAGGCAAUUACAAAUUCUUCAGACUUGCCAAACGGUACAAACCCAGAAGAUAUUGGGCUCAAUGCGGUCCUCACUUCUUUCAGCAAGAAUAAUGUGCUCUUAUUUCUCACAUCCGUGAGUCACUCGCUCCUGAAUGAUUUGACUGAUGAAUCUUUUGGUCUGUUGGCUAUGGAGUGUCUCUCGCUACUCACCAAGACUGUCCCGGUAUCAACUUUCUUUGCAACAAAACCGAUGGUUCCAGAUGCUUCCACUACCGUUCCUCCAGCAUCUUCUGCAGUUGGAAUGCAACUACUGGAUCUAUUAUCUGAAGAAGAUAAGAGAAAAAAGCGCCAUAAUAAUACCGUUUCUACUCGACAUGGCCGGUUUGGAACAUUGCUCUCGAUUCAGACUCCAGACAAUGCCUCUUACUACACGGUAUCUGGUCAAGACGCACUUGCUAGUACUUAUGGAACUCUUGAUAAGAUGGAUCGUACGAAGCAGUGGCAUCGUACUUCUGUGUUCAAGUAUGACUCUAACGAUUAUGUGAAGCUGGCCAUGUCGUAUCUCAACAAAGGCUCAGCAGACAUUCUUUCCCAGUUUGUGAAUCAGUUCUUGAUCAGUGGCUGCUUUAAUACCGUGGUCAGAUUUGUGAGCCAUCACUUGACAAAUUUGACAAACGAUGCGGAUCUUGGCCGGAGAGGGAUGUUGGAUGUUGUUGAUGGCCAUGAGCUUGCCAGCUUUUUCAUGACCAUUACGUGGUUUUUCCAUUUCAAGCGUGAAAGAUUGGCUUUCUACCAAAGCAUCAAACAGAAACCACAAGAAGGCGAUGAUAGUUUGGACUAUGGUUCUAUCGGGGCUGCCUUGAGCGAAGUCAACUUCAUUCUUCUCAUUUCGUACUGCCGCUCCUCUUUUGAUGCCAAGGACUACGACUCCCUCCAUGUUGCCUUGAUAUGUCUCAGAGAAAUGCUUUUGAUCUCGAAUUCCAUCUUCAUGAAGGAGAGAACUCAACAAGAAAUUGAACUUGCGAGCGAAGAAGAUGUCAAUGAGGACAGAGAGUUGGCCGAGGGAAUCAUUCGAAAGUUGUUUUCCCAAAAACAAUUCUUGGAUAUGAUGAUAAAUGUUCCUAAGACCGCAGCGAAACACUCCCCGGAAUAUCUUUCGGUAUCGGUGUCUGUUGUUCAUGUGCUUCUCAAAUGCUUUGAAGCCUUGGCUAAUGAAGAUGUAAAGCUUUAUAUCAAAACCAGGCGGAAGAUGAGUAAACUAAAUAAUCGUGGAGGCUUGAAUAACGACAUGGACCGUCAACACUGGGACCUUAUUGACAGGGGCUCUGACGAAGAGGAUGACGAAGAGCAAAUUCGCUAUAUCACCCAAGAACGUAAGUUGGACUUCAAGAAUACCGAAGUUCGGUUUUUUCAUUCUGACAUUGUUACGACUCACUUGGAAUAUUUAUCCAGGUUCGAAGAUUUGUCACAUGAGGAAAUUAAGCGAGGAAUCACUUACUUCCAUCGUCUUUUCGUUGUGAGAAAGGACUACGCAGCGUUGUUCAGACUUGACUUCAUGAGCAUGAUUCACAAGUUGCGCAAUUAUCUUCCCAGAGGAUCGAGCAUUCGGCGACAUGUGGAAGAGUUCAUUGUCUAUUUCAUGAAAAAGUUCAAAUCUGCAUUUGAAAGGUUUCCGCUUGCUGUGGAGCUUCUUUUCCCCAGAAUUGAAAAUAUUGAGAUCAAGAGUUUCUUGAGCACAGGUGAUCUUGAGGCAACUUCUAGUGGAUCAAAGCGUGAACUGUCUUCGAAGACUCCUGGUUUGCCAAAAUCAAGCUAUUUUGCUAGCGACUCGCCUCAACCUAGAGCUGCAGCACAACUUCAAUUUGCAGAUGAGGGCAAGUCAGUGGAUGAGAAGAUUGGUAUUUUGAUUUAUCAUAUCAUCAAGAAGAAGAACGCCUUAAAGUUCGUCAAGUUUUUGAUAGGAGAGCUUGAAAGAUUGGUGAAGUUGAAGAGUGAUGGCAUUACUCAAGUUUUGUUGAGACUCAAUCUUGCUAAUAGAAGAUUGUUGAUCAACGAUUCUCAUUUGAGGCUUUUGAUCGAAGUUCUCGAAUUUGAUGCCCCAUUCUUACAGAAUGAUGAAACUAUUUUAAGAUUACAUGUGGAUGCUGCGCAGUUAAUUGAGAGGAAAGAGUUGAUUGUAAAAUGGUUGCAAAUGCAUGAGCAAGGUGUGGGAGAUAUUGAGCCCUUCCUUGAUCAGCUCAGACUUGAGAUUUUCACCAAGGAACAGUUGGACUUCGGAAUUGCUUCAUUGGCCAAUCUCCGCCAGGGACUUGGUAUUGACGAAGGUCAGGUUGAACAGCUUGGGCUUACCCCAGGUCAGAUUCACAAGGUUAUUGGCCUAGCUAAGAGAAAGGAGUAUGACGAGAAAAUCGCCGCUCAGUACUAUGCUGAUGAUGAUUUUGUUCAACCUGCCAUGGAGAACUCUGAUGAAGAUGAUAUUAAUUUUGAUGAUUCCCUUCUGCAAAAGAAACUGCGGUCCAGAAGACGUCCAAUUGUCGAAGAUGCACUUGAGUUUGAUGAUGACGAGCCGAAGAAGAUUACAAAGUCGCGUCGGAGCAGAAAAGAUGCACUUCUCAGCAUUGACUCAGAUGAUGAAUUGGAAUCCAUAUCGAAGUCGGCAGAAAUGGUCCAUGACUCGGAUGACGACUCAGAUAGCGAGCAAGCAAGAGCCUUUUUUGCCAGAGAAGAACAGUUACGUCAACUUAUUUCUACGACGGGCGGAAUAGUUAACAAGGAGCUGUUGAAGGUUUUCAAGGAAUCGUGGCAGAAAAUCAUUGGAUCCAAUUCAGACUCUCAGGUGAAAGAAGCCAUUACUAAGGCGGCACUUUUUGUGGAGGAUCUGGACGACGAUGAAAGUCCAAACAUUUUCUCACAUGACACAACACCGGCAUCAGGUGUUUCAGAUCACGAAGCAGACAUGAACAAAAAGAGGACUACGGAUGCAGAAGUUGGGACCAGCCGUAAAAGGAGAUUUAUUGUCGAUGACGAAGAGGAAGAAUAA